Molecule: messenger RNA, 4641 nt
Organism: Brettanomyces nanus
Lineage: Eukaryota; Fungi; Ascomycota; Pichiomycetes; Pichiales; Pichiaceae
Exons: 1
Coding region: 1-4641 (1546 amino acids)
Biological process (GO): transcription initiation at RNA polymerase II promoter
Cellular component (GO): transcription factor TFIID complex
Molecular function (GO): chromatin binding; RNA polymerase II general transcription initiation factor activity; transcription cis-regulatory region binding
Source: RefSeq, a predicted model, not a curated record
AUGUCUAUAGCCUUAGAGUAUCCAUUAGUGAGCUCACGUGUGACACCUAGGACACCUAGGCAUCACCACCAUCACGAGGCAGAUAACUUUCCUGCUCAGCGGUUCAAAGUGGGAUACCAGAAAGUCAUAUUGGACAUUGACCUUGCCGAGCAAACUAUUUAUGGAGAGACUGAAAUUACCGCUUUGCCCUUAGAAGCCUCUUUGAAAGAAGUGAAGCUUGACUGUCAUGGAAUUCAAAUAAAAUCUGUCAUCGUUAACCAGAGAUGCGCCCGAUUCUCCUACUUAGAUUUUGGUCAAAAUGACGAAUAUAUGAAUGAUACUGACAAUUCCGUUUUGGCAGAUUAUAAAUAUGAUUCUUACGUUGACACAAACUCUACUACGAGUUCUGUGGAGCAGCAUCAUUUUUAUAGGGGCAAGCAUUACCCUCUAUAUUCCGAUCAGAAUAACGCCUCUCACCCUUCUUCUUCCUACCCUCAAUCUUCCUCAGAGCUUGUGAUCAAGAUACCUGAGAGUAUCAAACUUAGACUUCAAACUACUACAAAUACUACAUCUACCAAUUCCCGGCAGAACUUUUCGUCUCCAGUCGGUAGUGCCAGGUCCAUCAAUGGUACUCCAGCUACUGCCAAUGGGUUGGUCAAUUCUGAUAAGGUGUACACUCCCUUGAAUAUAAAGAUUAUUUAUACAGUGAGAAAUAGCAGAAAUGGUAUUAUCUUUCACGGUGGACGCCAUACAGAUAUUCCAAAAAAUCGAUGGUUUUGCUAUACGUUCAAUAAUGCGCUAAAUUGCAGUGCCAGCUCAUGGGUUCCCUGUGUUGACAAUUUUCACGAGAAACCUGCUUGGGAUAUCAAUAUAGUGGUACCGAAGACUGUUGGAGACAUUGGUGAAACCAAAAUCGUCGGCACUAAGGAGGCAGAAAAGGCUUUUCGUAAGAUUCAGCUAGAGGAAAUGGAUGAAGAUGAUGCUGAAGAUGCUGUAAAAAAAGUGGCGGAAGAAGAUGAGGAGGAUGACGGUCAAGAGUUUAUUGAUGAAUCCACGCCCAUAGUGGUUGCUGUUCCGGAUUUGGUUAGUUCUAAAGAGACUCCACAGCAAUUUGAUUUGGGUAAGAAAGUAGUGAAUUUUCAAUUCUACAAUCCAAUUUGUGCACAUCAUUUGGGAUUUGCAGUGGGCCCAUUUGAGAAAACUCCAUUACUCGAUUUGAAACCUGGCACCGACAGAAUUCUUCCAAGCACAACGCUUUUGAACUCUUUAGACGAUGCCAGCGAUGAAGCAAUAGAGUUAUCAGUUGAGGCCAAUUCCAAUAAGGUGCCAACAAUGUUUUACUAUCUUCCUGGAAUGAAGAGAGACGUGAUUAACACAACCAUUUUUCUCUAUAAAGCCUUAGACUUCUAUUCCAAGGAAUUCAGCUCGUUUCCCUUCACGAGUUAUACACUCGUUUUUAUUGAGGACUUCCCAUGCGAUGCAUGCUCUUUUGCAGGUAUUACGAUUGCAAGUGAUAGCCUUCUUUAUGGCCCGGAACUUGUCGAACCGAUCUUCAAGACCACAGAGAUUUUAGCUGUUUCUUUAGCUGAGCAGUAUGCUGGAGUCAAUGUUCUUCCGAGGACUCUAAAUGAUAUAUGGUGUACAGUGGGACUUUCUAAGUACAUGGCGCUGCAAUUUCUAAAAAAAUUGUUUGGUCUGAACCAGUAUAAGUAUAUGAUCAAGAAGCAAUCUGAUUUACUUUGCAAACUGGAUGUUGGAAUGAGGCCCCUAGCCAAUCAAUGCUUUCGAUUCCCCUUGCUAUUUGAUCAGGAUUUGGAAUUUAUAAGGCUGAAGGCACCUCUUAUUUUAUACAUUCUUAAUCAACGUAUGACAAAAACAGAUAGAUCUUUUGGUCUUUCCCGUGUCAUUCCGAAGAUUUUCCUUCAAGCAAUGUCCAACGAUCUACCUGGUGGUAACUGCUUGUCCACUUCACAUUUUCAGCAUGUCUGUGAGAAAGUUGCCCAUCAUAAACUUGACGAGUUCUUCUAUAACUGGGUCCAUAAUACUGGUGUACCUAUCUUCUCCAUUACUCAGAAGUUCAAUAAGAAGAGAAUGUUUAUUGAGAUGUCCAUCAGGCAAAUACAACGGUCCAGUACGCCCAGAGACAACGAUGAUGUGCUAUCUACGGAAUUAAGAGAGGAUAAAAUCUCAGAUUUCCGUAGGAGACAUUUUGUCGACGAGGCUGGAAGAUAUGUCACAAAGGAGCCGGACUUUGAACCUCAAAAUGCUUUCACUGGCCCCGUUACAAUCAGAAUUCACGAAGCAGAUGGUACGCCUUACGAACACAUUAUGUAUAUUAGGGAUGGAUACACCAAACUUGAUAUUCAGUACAACACUAAGUACAGAAGAGCUAAAAGGAAGAAGGAAGGUGUUUGGGAAGAAGACGAGGAAAAGGAAGGCAGAAAGAGUAAAGAUGAAGAAAAGAAGGACAGUUCAUUAGGUGACGUGUUGAUGACGGCUACAGAGGCUGAAAAUUGGAGGUUGAAGGAGGAUGAUUCUUCGGAUGAUAAUUCGUUUUCUGAUCCUCAGGCAUAUGCCUUCGAGUGGAUGAGAUUUGAUGCCGAUGGCGAGUGGAUUUGCCAGAAGCGUAUUAACGUAACAGAUCAAAUGGAGGAGUCCAAACUUCGGCAGGAUAGAGAUGUGGAGGCACAGUUAGAGGGCGUCAUACAUUUUGGAGACUCUUUGAGGCCGAAAUUGCACUAUGCAAACGUACUACUCAGGACCUUGAUUGAUAAGAGGUACUACUUUGGUGUUAGGACUGAGGCUGUUCGGGGAUUGAGUAAGAUCUCCAAGGAAGAAAAUGAUCAUAUUGGCAUGAGAUAUUUACUUAGAGCAUUCAAGAAUCUCUACUGUUAUAACGGUGAAACGAAUGCUUACUAUGAUGAGUUUGACCCGAAAGAAUAUCUUCCAGUCCCUAAUGAUUUCUCUAACUUUACUGAUUUAUUUGUUAUGAAGGCCAUUGUGAAGGGACUUUCGCAGAUUAGAAAUAAGGACGGUGAUAUCCCCAUUGAAUUGAAGAGAAUUUUAUUGAAUAUCUUCAAAUAUAACGAUAACAUGGAUAAUGAGUUCGAUGACUGCUUCUACGUCUGUGACCUGCUCGGGUCGUUAUCAAAUCUUAUCAUUCAUUCUAACAAGGUCAUUGCUAAUCACAAUAUCUCUGCUCUGGAUGCUUCUGAUACAGAUGUUGGUGGUGACGAUCGAUUCUCGCAAGAGACCUUGAUGGAAAUGAAUAGAGCUGUGAAGAUGGACGAGUGGUCGCCAUCAUAUCACGACUGUGUGGAGAGGAAGGUAUUCCAAGAAAAAAUUCGUAUGGUUCGAUGUGGGCUUAUUAACAUGCCUUUUCAAGAGCUUGUAUCAUACACCGGUGCUAAACAUAACCCGGAUAUUCGUAUUUUAGCCUUUGAAGGUCUGCUACUUCUGGGAGGACUUAAGAAUGGUCAUGUUUUGGAGCUCUUUUUUACCACCCUCAAGAUCGAUCCUUCAGUUUAUGUCCGAUAUCAUUUAAUGAGGAUUUUUGAGAAGGCUAUAGGUGUUGCCGCAUUUGAUGAUACACCAUCAAUUCUAGACGAUGAAGAAUUUGCUGAAGCUAAGUUAAAAGAACAAAUUCAAAAGGAGCAGGAAAAGAAAAAGAUGAGUAUAAACGGAAACGGCCCUAGCAGUGCUAAUUCGAAUGGACUGGCAGGAAAUGGCAUGGUGAUUGUUGAGGAAAGUUCUUCUGGUGACUUAAUGCAAUUCAGAAGGGAUCAGAUUGCCAGGAAAACGAUUAGCGGUGCCAUUGCACUUUUGAGAAGGGACUACGCCGUUGGCAAUGGGUUGCAGAAACAUAUAUGGGAGGCUAUGCAUUCCUGUAUGCUUUCAAUUGGGGCGAAGAGAGAGCUUCUUGACAUCGCUAUCAUUCUCUAUCGUGCUAGAAACACAUUUGUUGUCAGACUGGAUCUUCCUACCGACAAAAAGAUAAUAGCAGUUAUUGAAGAAAAGAGUGUGGAUCAAUCAGAUCCUAAUACCGGAAAAUUUGUAAUUGGAAUGAAGAGGGAGGGCAGAUUGAUGAUUCAGAUUCCUACAAUAAAGCUCAAGAACACAUACACAACAUCAUCUACAUUGGCAGCAGCUCCUGUCCAAUCUUCUAUAGGGACUACGUCAAGGCCUUUGUUGAGAUUGCAUAGUGCAGGAAAAGAAAGAUCUUCUGCAAGAACCCUAACUCCAAAGGUGGGUUCGAAAUCGGUGGGACUCGCUGUUAAGGUAGCGGUAAAAUCAGAACCUCUUGGUGCUGUAGAAAUUCCACCAACUGCACAACCUCAAGUGAAGGAUGUGCAUGUACAGGUAGAUGCCGCUGACGGGAAGUUCACCAUCAGGUUGAAAUUUAAGAAAGGUAUAUCUCUUCCUGGUGCUCCAAAGAAGGCGAAGUGUCAUGUUACCAAAACAAGCUCAAUCCUUCCGAUCAGGUACGUGAAGAUCAGACUCAAUGAGAAAGAAAUAUGGUUAUCUGAUGCCGAUAAUUUUGGAAUUAAAGCUCCUUCGAAACAGGAGGUGUUGGUUCCCAAAGGUAAACCUACAAAGCUAGUCUCCUUGAAGAUAGUGCCCGAAAAACUGGCUAAAUUCACCAGCGACUCACUUGAUAAGUGA